This is a messenger RNA of Corythoichthys intestinalis (scribbled pipefish), 3192 nucleotides long. RefSeq lists its product as uncharacterized. The record is from RefSeq and is a predicted model, not a curated record. Bases 135 to 1409 code for a protein of 424 amino acids. The transcript is spliced from 6 exons. Lineage: Eukaryota; Metazoa; Chordata; Actinopteri; Syngnathiformes; Syngnathidae.
AGUAGGUGCGAUGCCAGCAGAGCUGGAACUUGUUGACCUGCGACUUUGUGCUUGAAGUUGUAAAAACGAAACUUAGCUAAAGGGAAUGUUGAAUCAGACUUUCAACAAGAGGAGCUUGUGUAUGAGAAUCAAGGAUGAAGAUGAAAACACAUCUGUAUGCUGUUACCUUGAUGAUCUUCACCAUCCUUAUCACAGGGGUAGGGCGUGACCUUACGGAGGAGCCUAACCCGCUCAGUGGAAAAAACAUCUUGGACAUCCCCAGAGAAGACAUCAUAAGCAUAAGCAGAAAAGACACCCUGGACAUCCAUGGAGAAAUCUUGGACAUCAGUGGAAAAUAUAUCUUAGAGGUCUGUGAAGAAAAUAUCUUGGAGCUCAGUGGAAAAGACUUUGCAGAGACAAGUGGAGAAGACACCUUGGACAUUGAUUGGGAAGACAUUGUGGAGACUAUUGGGUUAGGGCGGGACCUCAUGGAGGAGCCUAACCCUCUCAGUGGAAAAAAACUCUUGGAAAUCUCAGGAGAAGACAUCUUGGAGAUCAGUGGAGAAAACAUCUUAAACGUAAGCAGAGAAAACACCAUGGACAUCCAUGGAGAAAUCUCGGACAUCAGUGGAAAAGAUAUCUUAGAGCUCUGUGAAGAAAAUAUCUUGGAUCUCAUUGGAAAAGACUUUGUAAAGACAAGUGGAGAAGACACCUUGGAGAUUGAUUGGGAAGACAUUGUGGAGUCUAUUGUGUCACCAGCCCAAAUAUGUGUGUCGGCCCACCGGGAAGUGCCCUGUACGCCCGAUUGCCAGUCCAUCUAUGCUCCGAAGAAUGAUUUAAGCAUGUUGAUGAUCACUUUGUCUAGAGGAGGAACAGGGUACUUCUACCCACCUUACUUCUCUUUCUGUAAUGAUGUUUUGUCCUACCGUGCCAUGUCCUAUGCUGGCUGGACAACAAAAGCAGGUGUGACCAUGUGCCUGUGCUACCGGUUUGCCUGUGAGUUGUCACCCUAUAUUACCUUCACUAUCAGUCCGUCCAGCCAGACUAGACUGAUACUGGCGUUAUACGAUGGCAACUAUUAUUUAAAGACACACACCUGGAGAAGGAAGCUGGAGAAUUUUUGCCCAUAUCUCAAGGAAGGACAGUGGACAAAACUGUGUCUUGUUGUGUCCAAGGAUUUUGUGAAGCUCCAAACAAGCUGCUCCUCAGUAGUACUGUGGCGAGAGUAUGGGUGGGCAGAUGAGCCUGUGAUUGCUGUGUCAGGUGUGAACAGUUAUAUGACGGACUUGCAAAUGUGGGACUCCGCCUCUUGGGACAUCGCCAAGAAGUUCAUGGCCAACAGAGACCCUAUCACGGGCUCAGUGCUGAAGUGGUCUGACAUCGGCUACACGUUGACCGGGAGUGCCACUCUGGAGACGGAAUGGGAGUAAAAGUACCACCAAGAGCCAAGAAACGUGGAGAAGAAGCAAAAGGAAGGGAACAUGUUUGAUUUGAAUGAUUGUCUGAUGAAUUAUAAAAAAAAAAAACUUUUAAUGUUGCCUAAAUAAAUCAUCCAAUGUCAAGGGCUACAAAGACAUCUCAAUUAUAUGUUAUAUCUAGGGUUGUUCCAAUCAUGUUUUUUUGCUCUCGAUCCGAUCCCGAUCGUUUUAGUUUGAGUAUCUGCCGAUCCCGAUAUUUCCCGAUCCGAUUGCUUUUUUUGCUCCCGAUUAAAUUCCAAACAUUCCUGAUAAUUUUUCCCGAUCAUAUACAUUUUGGCAAUGCAUUAAGAAAGGCACCCUAAAUAACGGCAUGGCAUGAGAGAUUGUUGUAAAAUGUACAUAUUUUUAAUUGGUAUUCAACACACAAAGAUGUUCUCAGUGGUAAGUGUCAAGAUAUUAUGUCAAAAUGUAAAUUCCCUUUAAUUAACUACUAAAAUUACUAAACUAAAAUUAACUAAUUAAAAAAAAAAAAAUCACUCCAUUUAUGUGGCCUUAAUUGGCAUGUGCCUGUUUGUAGCAAGCUCAGUGUGUUGGUACUGAUGUGCAAGCCUUGGCGUUUUUGGGGCAAUGACAUGCAUACAUCCUCAUUAGUACACCUGUAAAGAAUUUGUUAAACAACCAGAAGUCAGCAGCAAGAUGACGUCUGCCUCCUCAAGAGGUAACGAACAUAUCUAGCUUGGGCAGUGUGUCGAAUGGCAAACAAUUUGGUUAGAUUGCCCUCAGAAAGAAAGUACGGCUAUGUGGAUUAACUGUAAAGUAGGGCUGUCAAAUGAUUAAAAUUUUUUAAUAAGAGUUAAUCACAGCUUAAAAAUACUUGUAGUUCUUAAAAGAUAAAUGUUAGCACAAUGUAUAGUAAUUUUAUAUUAAACCCCUCUUAAUGUUUUCGUUUUAAUAAAAUUUGUAAAAUUUUCAAACAAAAAAUAAACUAGUACCUCGCUAUUGUUUAAAAAAAAAAAAAGCUCGCCAUUGUUGAUGUUGCCGAGCGGUGACCUCACAUGGGCUCCCUGCCGUUCUUCCACAGUGUCUUUAAUUGCGUAAGGUAGUGAUUGAAGUACACCACAAGGUGUCAAUGGCAACUUUUAAAUUACUUAGAAAUCAAGCCAAUAAGUGUGUUUUGUCCCUCGACUGACGCCGUAGUUCCCUGUUUACUGGGUCCAUCCAUCCCAUUGUACUUCACGGUCAUUUGAGUGCUGGCUUCACAACAUACGAGACUGAUAGUUUGUAUGUUGUGACUAAAUAUUGCCAUCCAGUGUAUUUUUUGAGGUAAACGAAGUGUUUGAAUAGAGUUUGACCAAAGUCUGAGUAAGUUUUAUAUGUAUUUUGUAUUGCUAUUUUGAUUAGGAAUGCCAGUUGAAGCGCUUUUCUUUUUGUGAACAUUUUUUUUUUUUUUUGAGAGAUAGGAAUAUUAUUUUUGUUGUGCUUUCACUAAAUGAUACUUAUGUUUGUUGUGAAGGAGUUGUCGAGGCUUGUGCCAAUAAACGGCACGGUCCAAUGAACUCCGGUGUCCACCAUGCUUUUCUCUGCCUCCUAGCUCUCAAAAGUGCAGAAAAACAGCGUCAUUGUAAUCUGUUUGAGGCAAUGCAUGAGACGGUCAUUCUGCGAAUGCAUUAAAUGCAUCAAAUGUUUUUACCUGAUUAAUUAAAAAAAAUUAUUACCGCUCGUUAACGCGAUAAAUUUGACAGCACUACUUUAAAGCAACAGAAUUGAGUUGUACCGUUUUAUAGAAGGCAAGGAA